Molecule: messenger RNA, 1017 nt
Organism: Fonsecaea pedrosoi CBS 271.37
Lineage: Eukaryota; Fungi; Ascomycota; Eurotiomycetes; Chaetothyriales; Herpotrichiellaceae
Exons: 2
Coding region: 1-1017 (338 amino acids)
Source: RefSeq, a predicted model, not a curated record
AUGGCAGAAGCUCAGAAGUGCGUCCACAAAGGAUGCGGGAAGGUGUUCACGGAUCCAGACGAGGAAUGCGUAUAUCAUCCUGGCCCUCCGGAGUUUCAUGAGGGACAGAAAGGCUGGAUGUGCUGCAAACCCCGCGUUCUCACCUUCGACGAAUUCCUCUCCAUUCCACCCUGCACAAAGGGCAAGCACUCGACUGUAGAUGAUACCCCGGCGCCCACCCCCAAAGCCGACGCCUUGAAAGCCUCAGAUAUUGUCGCCGCCGCCCCCAUACCUUCCCCAGUACCCAUUACUCGGCCCCUGGGGUCUAGUCUCGCGACCGCCCAACAGCCCACACCCUCAGCUACACCGAAACCGGAACCGCCCGAAGACGAAUCUGACGAUCCAGAUGCUGAAAUCCCCUCUAGCGCGACAUGUAAAAGACGAGGUUGUGGGAAGUCAAGAGAACCGAAUGUGCCGCGAGACGAGGAGGAAUGUGUUUACCAUCCCGGCGUCCCCCUUUUCCACGAAGGCAGUAAGGGCUGGACAUGUUGCAAGAGACGGGUCCUCGAGUUUGACGAGUUCAUGAAGAUCGAGGGCUGCAAAACCAAAAAGAGGCACUGCUACAUAGGGAAGCCGAAAAAGAAGGAAGGGGGCACAACUGACGGAGAAACGUCGGCAGACACUGAGCAACUUCUGGAAAACGUCCGCAGUGAUUUCUACCAGACUGUCAACAGCGUCAUUGUCAGCUUCUACCUCAAAAAGAUCGAUAAGGAAAAGGCCCGGGUCGAGUUCACGGACGAUGGCCUGUCGGUGGAUUUAGAUCUACCCACGCAGGACGGAAAGAGAUUCACGAGGAAUAUACCACUUUUUGCUCCCGUUGACCCGGACAAAUGUCAAUUCAAGAUCAUGGGCACCAAGCUGGAACUUACUCUGGCGAAGAAAGACGGGGCCAUCAGUUGGUCGACACUGAGGAGUGAUGAGAAGGGAACUGGAGAAAGGAUUCAGUUGGGAAGGGCUGGCAGGUUGGAGCGCAGUUGA